UCACUGUAUGUACUCUUCAGCAAGGUCAGACAACUCCACAUGCUCCUGAUUACAGACUAAUCAGCGUCUUCCUUCCAUUCACCCAAUCACAGCAGGGCAACACAAAAGGCAAACACCCUUGAAUAAAUUAAUUUAAACCAGAGACCCACUUCAAAUGUUUUUUUUUUUUUUACCAUCUGUAGCAUUUAUGUUAGUAAUUUAAAUCGUCAUUAUGCGGCAGCAGAGGUGAGUGUUCUUUCAUGCUCACUCUGAUCCGCAGCACACUGAUGUGACUAUAUAACCAUCAGAUGGUUUGUCCAGGAUGUACGACAGAGAAUUUCAGCUUUUAAAGUCUUAAUGAGAGGAAGCACAAGGCGCAGGGGAAAUUAUGGAUAUUCACACUUUCUGGAACGAAACAGCCGCGUAUAAUGAGACUCACAUGGACACCAUGUUUCUCCUGUUCAACUGCACGGUCCUAACCUUAACGUUAAUCCUGGGUUUGCCCGGCAACUUGUGGAUCUGUUGGGUUGUUUCCAGAACCAAGAGCCUGCAGACCUGCAAUAACGCGCUGCUGGUCAGCUUGGCCGCCAGUGACCUCCUGAAGUGCUCCGUGGACACACCGCUGCUGCUCUUCUCUUUCCUGCGCUACGGGAAGGACAGCCAGGUGCCGGUGUCUGUAUGCACCCUGCAGCAGUUCACCUAUGCCCUAUGCAGCUGCGUCCAGCUGCUCACGCUGGUCAGCAUCAGCGUGGAGCGCUUCCAAGCUAUCGCCUUUCCUUUCCAAACCGAGAGGAGGAGAGCGAGGGUCCGUCUCUGGAUCCUGUCCAUCUGGGCGUGCGGCCUCAUGUUGGCUGUCAUCUCUCUGACUCUUGCCAAGAAAGCGCUUUUCUACAUGCUCUGUCGUCCGCACAUCGGGGGGCACGGCGAAGAGCCUCUGCAGUAUUCGGAUCCAUUCGGACCCUACGUGCUGGUGCCGGUGUGGGGACUGUCUCUGACUUUGAUCAUUAUCCACUAUAUGCGGAUAUUGAGAGUUGUGAGGCACCACCGGAAGAAAUUGUUCAACCGGGGAGUCCAGCUGAGGCCGACGGUGUCGGAGCACGUCUGGGCCUGGCUGAGUGUCCCUGCUAGCCCAGCACCACGGACAGCUCCACGAGGCUCCUUCAAGUCUAUGCCCCCUGUGGGCUCCGGCAGCCCACUACCUCCCCGCAGAACGGUGCUCUUGGUGGCCGAGGCCGGUGCAUCCGGUGCGGACGCGUCCACGGGAGGACGACGCGCCCCGGGGGGACCUCCGGAUAUCGUCGGGGCAGUGUGUCUUCUGACACCCGGGGCAAGGGAGCGGGGGAAGAAACAGAUGGAGGGGAAAGUGGCGCAGCGUUUUGGGUACAUAAUCAUUGCGUUCACGCUUUUCUGGGUGCCCAUGGUGGUUAUUUUGCUAGUGAAUGUCAACUCUUGGCAGGACACGGACAGAUUGCUGAGGGAGCUGGAGACAUCAGCCAUGGUGCUGACCUGUAUGCAGGCUGCGGUGGAUCCUCUCAUCUACACUUUAGUCACCAGACAGUUUCGCUCUGAGCUAAGCAAGAUCCUCUCCUCCAUCCCCGGAUGUCCACUAAAACUGAGAGGCUGAAAGUUAACUUCUUUGAUAUGAACAUUUGGGCCACAUGGACUUCACCUUUGGGAAUCAAAAAAAUACUACUGCAGCUAAAUAUACACAAGCCACUGCCUUGUGUUUAUACACACACACACACGAAUACAGAGUGAUUUAGAGGCAAGAAGAGAGCCCACAGAUUUUGUAUUUGUGGCAGAUAUAGAUGUUUUAUCAGGCGUUUCACAGUCGAGACACAAGACAAGGUCAUACAUAAUAUCCAACACCUGACAAGAUACGCACAGCAGUAGUCUCAACAACGACAGGUGGCAUAGGAGGGCAAAGCAAAGAGUGAGAAGAAAACUGACUGAGCCCAGAAAAAAGACAAUCAAAGGAGAGUACAUAACAGAGAAAGAGAGACAAACACAAUCACAGAGCUCUGUUUUUGUUGUUUGUAAAUAAAAGAAAUGCAAUCCGUCGACACUUUGAGCAGAAAUAUGCUUACGUAAUAAUUUAAACCGUGUCAUUUUGAAAGUGCAGCUGAAACAAAACCUGUCUCGAAACAGGAAAGCAGGAAAUAAAUCACGUUUAAUCACUUGUCCUUACAACAACAAAAAAAAAUAAAA
This is a messenger RNA of Seriola aureovittata, 2187 nucleotides long. Its product is annotated as 5-hydroxytryptamine receptor 1-like. Gene Ontology annotation, molecular function: G protein-coupled receptor activity. NCBI's taxonomy places the organism in Eukaryota, Metazoa, Chordata, Actinopteri, Carangiformes, Carangidae. Bases 368 to 1603 code for a protein of 411 amino acids. Gene Ontology annotation, cellular component: membrane. Gene Ontology annotation, biological process: G protein-coupled receptor signaling pathway. The transcript has 2 exons. The record is from RefSeq and is a predicted model, not a curated record.